Zingiber officinale is the source of this 2007-nucleotide messenger RNA. RefSeq names its product UDP-glucose 6-dehydrogenase 4-like. The transcript has 3 exons. Bases 283 to 1725 code for a protein of 480 amino acids. NCBI's taxonomy places the organism in Eukaryota, Viridiplantae, Streptophyta, Magnoliopsida, Zingiberales, Zingiberaceae. The record is from RefSeq and is a predicted model, not a curated record. Gene Ontology annotation, biological process: glycosaminoglycan biosynthetic process. Gene Ontology annotation, molecular function: NAD binding; UDP-glucose 6-dehydrogenase activity. Gene Ontology annotation, cellular component: nucleus; cytosol.
CCUCCACAAGAAGCUCUACAUCUCUUGCCACUUUCUUCCGCCUCUCAGAUCUCGCCCUUUCCAUUUGCUGCCUCUUCAAAACUAUUGUGGAAGCGGAGGCGCGCAGAUCUCCAGAUCUGUCUACCCUUUGCGCGAUUUCGCUGAUGAACUAAAUUGUGUCCGGGGGUUUCGUGGGAAUUUUGGAUCUAAGCAACUUUUAGCAGAAUUUUGGUGAUCAGCAGCCGGAGAAGGAAGGAUGUUUCGGAUUGAAUCUGAUCCUUUGGGAAGUCCAUCUAAACAAAAAUGGUGAAGAUUUGCUGCAUCGGUGCCGGCUAUGUCGGUGGCCCAACAAUGGCGGUCAUUGCUCUGAAAUGCCCUUCCGUUGAGGUGGUAGUUGUAGACAUUUCCGCUGUUCGCAUUGCUGCAUGGAAUUCUGAGCAACUUCCAAUCUAUGAGCCUGGACUUGAUGAAAUUGUGAAGCAAUGCAGAGGAAAAAACCUAUUCUUUAGCACUGACGUGGAGAAGUAUGUUCGUGAGGCCGAUAUCAUUUUUGUCUCAGUGAACACACCCACCAAAACCCGUGGCCUUGGUGCUGGCAAGGCAGCUGACCUCACCUACUGGGAGAGUGCUGCUCGGAUGAUAGCCGACGUCUCACAAUCUGAUAAGAUUGUGGUUGAGAAGUCCACCGUCCCUGUCAAGACUGCUGAGGCUAUUGAGAAGAUUUUAACCCAUAACAGCAAAGGCAUCAACUACCAGAUUCUCUCCAACCCAGAGUUCCUCGCAGAGGGUACAGCAAUUCAGGACCUAUUCAGCCCCGAUCGUGUCCUCAUCGGUGGUCGGGAAACUCCAGAGGGUCAAAAGGCAAUCCAGGCGCUAAAAAAUGUGUAUGCCCAUUGGGUUCCUGAGGAAAGAAUUCUCACUACCAAUCUAUGGUCAGCUGAGCUAUCCAAGCUUGCUGCUAAUGCUUUCCUAGCUCAGAGGAUCUCAUCCGUGAAUGCCAUUUCAGCCCUCUGUGAAGCCACAGGGGCAAAUGUAGCUGAAGUGGCUUAUGCCGUUGGCAAGGACAGUAGAAUUGGCCCUAAGUUCUUGAAUGCGAGUGUCGGUUUUGGUGGCUCAUGCUUCCAGAAGGACAUUCUCAACUUGGUUUAUAUCUGUGAAUGCAAUGGCCUCCCUGAGGUGGCCAACUACUGGAAGCAAGUCAUCAAGAUCAAUGACUACCAAAAGAGCAGGUUCGUGAACCGUGUUGUCUCUUCCAUGUUCAAUACAGUGUCGGGAAAGAAGAUUGCUGUUCUUGGCUUUGCCUUCAAGAAGGAUACUGGCGACACAAGGGAGACUCCUGCAAUUGAUGUGUGCAAGGGCCUCAUAGGUGACAAAGCCAAGAUCAGCAUCUAUGAUCCGCAGGUGACUGAGGACCAGAUCCAGCGUGAUCUUGCCAUGAACAAAUUUGAUUGGGAUCACCCUAUCCACCUGCAACCAAUGAGCCCAACCGCAGUGAAGGAGGUGUCAGUGACCUGGGAUGCUUAUGAGGCCACUAAGGGGGCACAUGGAAUUUGCAUUCUGACUGAGUGGGAUGAAUUUAAAAAACUGGACUAUGCUAAAAUCUAUAAUAACAUGCAGAAGCCUGCUUUCAUCUUUGAUGGUCGCAAUGUGGUAGACCCCGAGAAGCUUAGGGAGAUUGGCUUCAUCGUUUAUUCGAUUGGAAAGCCAUUGGACCCAUGGCUCAAGGAUAUGCCUGCCGUGGCCUGAUUGGGAGAUCUGGUAAUCAGUGACAUAUGGUGGGAGCUCUUAUAGAUGAUAAAUACUAGCUUUCGUGGUUCGGAUUGAGAAUUCUCCCUUGAUCGUUGUCUUGUGGCCUCUUGUUUAGGCAUUAUUAGUUUAAAAGAUGUCGAUUACACUAUUUCCUGCUUCUUCUGUUGCUGUACUUUUUGAAUACCUUUUGUUGCAUUACAUUACAUGGGAGUACUGAUAUAUUUUUUUUGUUGACUAGGUAAAUUUUACUAUGACAAAACAUGAUUGGAAGUUUCUUUA